GCUGGAUAAUUGAAAUCGUCCGUGACAUGCGCAGUAAAGCAGAGCAGCUUUGUUAGGGGUUUGAACCCCCCUCUCCCCAGAGAGGCCUUUACUUUCGUCAACAGGUUUCUGUUUCCUCGUUGAGUUUCAGCACGUGGCUGGCGGCUCUUUGCUCCGUCUGAAGGGAAAACCCAACUUCCGCGUGCGGAGCGAACAGUCGGGGCUGAGCCGCGCGAGCGAGCUGAGGAGGAACACACCUGAGCCGCAGGUGGACACGAGCUCGGAUACUCCACCCGAACCGGGACCCGCAGAGAUGAGCUCCGGGUGGACAAAUGCUCCUCACUGCCUUCUGAAAGUUUGAGUCUCAGGUGAAACUUGGACGAUGCUGCAUGGCGGCGACCCCCACCCGCCCCCAGAGGCCCAACUGGACUUCUUCCACAAGCUGGGGUACUCCACGGCUCAGGUGCACGCCGUCCAGCAGAAGUUUGGCACCGACACCGACAGGGACAAGGUCCUGGGGGAGCUGGUCCGGAGCCGAGCCGAACGGCAGCAGAGGCCCGUGACCACCCUGAGCGCGCUGGUGCCCAGAGGGGACGCGCUGAAGGUGGGGCCCGCCCUGCAGCUGCCGGUCCCCGAUUGUUCCACGGAGAGCAGGGAGCAGGGCAGCCAGGACGCCCUGAGGGCGGUGGUCAUUGACGGGAGCAAUGUGGCCAUGAGCCACGGGAACAAAGAAGUUUUCUCCUGCCUGGGAAUCCAGCUGGCGGUGAACUUCUUCCUGGAAAGAGGCCACAGGGACGUGACUGUGUUUGUGCCAUCCUGGAGGAAAGAGCAGCCCAGACCGGACGUCCCCAUCACAGAUCAGCACAUCCUGCGAGACCUGGAGAGGAAGAAGAUCCUGGUGUUCACUCCCUCCCGCCGCGUCGGAGGAAAGCGCGUCGUCUGCAACGACGACUGCUUCAUUGUCAAGCAUGCCUUCGAGUCCGACGGCAUCAUGGUCUCCAACGACAUGUACCGGGACCUGCAGGCUGAGAAGCCCGAGUGGAAGCGCUUCAUCGAGGAGAGGCUGCUCAUGUAUUCCUUCGUCAACAACAAGUUUAUGCCUCCUGAUGAUCCUCUGGGCCGCCACGGACCAAACCUGGAGAACUUUCUGCGCAAGUUUCCGAAAACAAGGAAAAAGCAGCCGUGUCCCUAUGGGAAGAAAUGCACCUAUGGGGUUAAGUGUAAAUUCCAGCAUCCUGAGCGGGCUAAACAGUCCAACCGCACCGUGGCCGAUGAGCUGCGGGACUCUGCCAAGCCCUCGUCCUCCUCCCAGAACCCGGGACACUACGGAUCCGCCCCAGGACUCAGUUCCACUUUGGAGGAGGACAUGGCUUUGAAACUGAGUCUGGGAAAUGAGAACAGUUCUGUAAAGAAAAGCAGCCAACCAAAGGGGAGCCAUCGCUCGGGCAGGAAGUCCUCAUCCAGGAAGGAGAAGUUGGGCCAACAGUCUGAGAGGACUUCCACGCCGCACGGCGCCUCUCAGGACCAGCUGGACUCUGGUUUGGGCUCCAUAGACAGUCAGACGGCUGAGGCAAUGUGGAGCGAUCAGUUCUCUCAUAGGAGCGGUCCGUGCAGUGGCGCCGUGCCCCACCAGUACUUCCCUCCCAAAGUGCUUCCUUCCAGCUGCUGUUUAAACGGUCUCUCCGUUCACAGUCCGUCUCUCCAGCCUCACAGCAUCAGCAGCCACGCCCUGGACGCCGCCCCCUACAGCGCCCCCCACGGCGCUCCCCACUGCCCCAGCAGCUGCAUGUACCAGCUCAGCAGGGCAGCAUACAGUCAACCAGCCGACUUCCAGCACCAACGAGUCCAUCCUCACCAGCACCCCCACUGGUUGGACCCGAUCUCCGCCCGCAGUCAGCGGGAGGAGCGUCGUUUUCCUCCACCGGAACCAAACAAGGGGGAGAGGGACGUUGUGAGGAAGAAGCUGCUCGCCAUCUUCAGCGCUCAGCUGGUGGACGCUGCUAUGGAGGCGUUCCCUCAGCUGCUGGACCCGCAGCUACUGGUGGCAGAGAUACUCCGGCUGCAGAGUCAGGGCCACUCGCUCCGAUGAGCUCGCUCCAGCCCGAACCCGUCUCUCAGUGUUGAGACCGAAGACCAGCACGAGUUUGUGUAUCGUGGUAUCCACCAUGCCGACAUUCGCCUGGCAGUUGAUGCAAAUUGUGUCUUUAUUUAAAAUACGAGAUGAACGUCAAUCUCACUGUGGUGCAGUCUGGCUCUUACUGCAGAAGCUACGUUCACACCGGGCAUGUGAUGUGCGUUCAAGAACAUUUGGCAUACGGUGUUCGAGGCUUAGUCCGAAAUGUUUAAGCAGUGCACGUAUCGUGAACCAGGACUUUCCUGUCACAGCUGUAUUCCGAUAAAUGAAAGAUUCGGUGUCAUAAAAUUCCGACCGAUUGUUCAUUUCUCCUCCACGAUUACGUUUUAAAAGGUUGGUACUUCCCCCAUCCACAAGUCACUACCAGUCCGAGUCCCUGGUUCGUCAAAGUUCAACUGGUUUAACUUGUAACUCGUGUUCAACGGCUGCGCAUAGAGCCCGAAAACUGACUUAAAAACUGGCUUAGUGAUGCAUGAACGCAAGUUUCUAAACCCGGUGUGAACAUAGCAGUAUAGACCAAGACUGUGUUCUACUUCCUGUAAAUCAUGAUAGUGUUUUAACCAGAAACGGCGUACAGCUGAUACCAUUUGUCAGAGUUAGACUGACAAAAGUUUCUGUCCAUACAGCAGAUUGUUACUUUAUUUUAGGGCAAAAGUUAAUUAGAAUCCUUUGAACCAUUAGACUUUUUUAUUACAUUGAUCCUCUUUUACAUUCCCAAUCUUGGACCACAGUUCCGACCCUGAACUCAUUGAAGUCUCAUCAUGCAGCCACUAUACCGACGUGGUUUAAUUAUUGUACUUAAGAAAGUGAAAACUGUUGUAUGUGGAUGAGUAUUAAUGUACAACUGUCUGUGUCAUAUUGGCGCUCUUUGUGUCUUUUAAUGUUAGGAACCUUACAGAGCUGUAUGUGUUUAGCACAUAUCACCCUAUGGGGUUUUGUGAGUGUUGAGAUGUAAGUAUAUACCUGUACGUCGUGGAAGACCGAGUUUGUGUUCAAAUAAAGUUGGCAAACAACAACUGAUAUUCCUGUGA
Molecule: messenger RNA, 3144 nt
Organism: Oryzias melastigma (Indian medaka)
Lineage: Eukaryota; Metazoa; Chordata; Actinopteri; Beloniformes; Adrianichthyidae
Gene: zc3h12ab
Exons: 6
Coding region: 362-2068 (568 amino acids)
Biological process (GO): 3'-UTR-mediated mRNA destabilization; nuclear-transcribed mRNA catabolic process, RNase MRP-dependent
Cellular component (GO): nucleus; cytoplasmic ribonucleoprotein granule
Molecular function (GO): metal ion binding; mRNA binding; RNA endonuclease activity
Source: RefSeq, a predicted model, not a curated record